Messenger RNA from Schistosoma intercalatum, 5521 nucleotides. The record is from the annotation of a GenBank genome assembly. Lineage: Eukaryota; Metazoa; Platyhelminthes; Trematoda; Strigeidida; Schistosomatidae.
AGGUGAAAUCUCAUCUGAAAAUGUUAUCUGGCACAAUUGAUCAGUUAAUAGAUGAGAUCAUUAAAAAUCUUGAAGUUGAAUAUAAAAAUGACUUGAUUAUUGCAACACUGGGCUUUUUAGUCUUCUGUCGUCACUCAUUGUCAAGUAAAGAACUUUUAAUUCUACUCAAUGAAUGGCUUUUUACUACACAAAAUAUCAAUGAAAAAUAUGAAAUGAAUUGGGAGAAUAAUCCAUGGAAAAUGCUUUCAGUCAUACAGGAUAAACCGAAUGAUUUAGAAUCUAUAUGUGCACUUGAAAGUAACAUUGACAGAUUUAUUCUGUCAAAAUGUACAAACAAUUUGUGUGCUUUAGACAAAUCAAAACGAUUACAUUUAACUCCACUUGCAUUUCAUAUUCUUCUCAGUAGAUUACGUCCGUUAAUGAUUAUUUUCAAUAAAUCAUUGCACUGUUUCAAUAGCACAUCCAAUGGCAGUAAUAGUAAUAAUAGUAAUGUUAUUUCAACUGAAAAGAUGACAUUGAAUAGGAAAAUUGAAUUAUGGAAUUUAGGUGCAGAGAAUUUAUCAUUUCUAAGUCACUCGAUUGAAGAAGUAGUAUUCAAUAAAUUUUUUGAAAAUCAUGGAAAUUAUAUGUACUCAGAGUAUACUUUUAAUGCUACUAUUCACAAAAUAUUGGCUGUUGUUUUGUCAGAUUUGGAUGAUAAACUUUAUCAUUUUUUGUAUGCUGAUGAAUUGGAUAUUAUUUGUCAUUUGCUCACAAGUCCCAUGUUUAUAUGCAGAAUUUUAAGUGAAUAUCCGUCAACAUUGAUGAGAUUUCUCAAUGGAUAUCCUACGACUGAUCGAUGUAUACAAGAAAAGUGGAAAAGGAAACUGGAAUUAUGUCCUUUUAUUGACAAAAUUGAUGCGAUGAAAACGUUUGUUUGUGUAAACUAUGAAUUUUUAGUAAAAUAUCCGAAUUCGUUUUGUGAAUUAGCUAUCAACCAAGAUUCCAGUGAAUGGAUCCAUAUGUUAGGCCUCUCAUUGUUGUAUCUUAAUGAUUUCAGUAUACAAAGGCAAUUAAACAUGAACAAUAGUCAAAUACUCUUCCGUGUAAAUUCACCAAAAUGCACAUUGAUCAAACCUAUGCAGAGGAAUAUGACAUAUAAACCAAUUGUGACUUCAAAUGGUUCCAUGGAUGUGCCAACGUCUGUGGAAAUGAAUUCAACUGCUAAAGUAUUGGUGUAUGGAACUAGGUGUGGUACGAUUACUUUCAUAGAAUUGUCCACUAUGCGUGAACUGUGGUCAUUAACUGGACACCGUUCAAGCGUUCAAAGUUUAUGUUUCCUUGACGGAUUCCCCAGUAAACCUGAAAACAUAAAAUCUCCCGAAAAGUUCAUUUCAGAACUUCGGUUAAUGAGUGCCUCAGAAGAUGGUGAUGUUUAUAUCUGGGAUGCGUCUACCGUGAUUCACAAUGUUGGGUCUAAAGUGCAUGACAAAACAGUGAUUUCACAAUUGGCAUCGUUAUGUGGAUAUCAUCGUCGAUGUGUAACUACUUCUGCAUGGCAUCCUAGACGUCGACUGGUUGCUACCGGUGAUUUAGACUGUAUGGUUUACUUAUGGGAUGUUUCAGAAAUUGAUGUUAAAUCCAGUGAUCUAUCGACAAGUGUCUGUUCUGUAAAGCUUCAUCCAGUUAAGUCAAUAAAUGUAUCCAGUUAUCCGAUUAUUUCAAUUGCAUUCCGAUUGCCAUCUGUUUUAAGCAAUGAACAAGAAUACUUAGUACAUGAUGAUUUGGCUAUAGGGUGUUGUGAUGGUACAAUACAUUUCUACAAUUUAUCUUCCUUAUCUAUCGUGAGGUCGCUAUCUGCAUCAACGUCACUUUGUUCACUCGCCUACUCACCAAAUGGAGGGAAUAUAUUAGCAACGUUUGAUAAAGAUGGUGUAUUAAUGCUGUGGAACGAUGACAUACUUUGGUAUCAAGGUGGUUUAAUACAAGAAGACUCUUGUUUUACAAUUGAGUAUUUUCCAUAUGAUCAAACUGAUGAAUUAAUUCCAAAUCAAUAUGGGAAGAUUUGCUUUUCGAAACCAAAUGGUCAGUAUAUUUUCCAGUCAGGUGGUGGCCAAUUUUUGAAUAAUUACAUUAAUAUAUGGGAUACUGGACUAUGGGGAACCUUUGGUCCAUGGAUUGAUGUAAAACCACCUCAAAUAGGUUCAGGAAAUCCUAUAUGUGUAACUUGUUUGACAAUAUUGCCUACUUACGAACAUGUUUUAAUAGGUUGGAGUAAUGGCGAUCUGACUGUUAUUCGUGUGUUUGACGGUAGAUUAAUUCAUUAUUUGAAAGCAGCAACAGAAGAUAAUUCGUCUAUCCAGUGUAUUACAAGUAGUUGUGCAAGAUCUUUUUCAGCAUUUGAUGCAUAUCAUACUAUUGUUGGUUAUGCAUCUGGUGCUGUACGAAUAUUCCUAUGCAUUUUAAGACCAAAAGUUAGUCCAUACAAAGAUCGUUAUGUGUAUCAGUCGGCAAAUGCCAUGUCAGAGCUUCAAUUCCAACUCGUUGAUACUUUAUGGUCACAUUGUAUAAAUCAUAAUGUGAAUGGUGGAGUGCGGGAAAAUGAAGGGACAUUAUGUGUUGCAAGUGACUUCUGUGUAGCUGUUACUGGAGGUGGGAAUGCUGAGACAUGGGUUCAUUUUAUUGGUCGACAAACUGGUAGUAAAAUUAAGAAAUCUGUUUGCCUGAAAGAACACAAUUCUGCAGUAAUCGCUGUUAGUAUGGAUAGCAAAUUUUUUGCGACAGCUUCUAAAAGCAGACAAUUGGCGUUGUAUAAAUUCGAUCCAUUAGAACGAACUGUAACCUUAUGGCAUUUAAUCAAUGAUGUUGGAACAGCUCCAAUCACUUCUUUCUACUUAUUACGUAUGUUCCUUGGUGUGGACACAAUCAGUAUAUCGGUGUAUAUUGGUGAUAGUAAUAGUCUACUGCAUAAUUACGCAAUAAUUGAUAAAAAGUUCCAAUUGAAACAAACAUUUGAUGCAAAUAAAUCUCCUAUAAAAUUUAUGGAACGUGUUUCGAAUCAUUUGUUAGCUGCUUCGGAUGAUGGUGAAGUUAGCGUCUGGAAGCAUGAUAAACAUGGUGCUUUGCAAUUCUCUCAUCGUCUCAAUGUCUGCACAGAUAUGCCGUCAAAGAAUCAUAGUAGUAAUAGCACUUUGGAAGGAUCAUAUUAUUUGACCAGCUUUUUCAUGUUCUUCGUUGUUUAUGAUCCCUUGAAAUUUGAACGAAAACUGUGCAGUCCAACUAUUGAAACAAUCGACAAAUUGAUGAUAUCCAAAGCUGAUAACCAACAUACUGAAUCUGAUGAUGAAGUGAAGGAUCCGGAUUCUGAGGUUACUUCACUUAGUGGAUGUUGCAUGUCAAAUAGUAAUAGUUAUGUAACAGGUUCUGAUCAAAAAAUUUAUGAAUGUGGUUACAAAAUACAUAUUGAUAUUGAAGAGGAAAAUAAAACAUAUUUUAUUGCUACUGAUUAUCUGAAAGAUGAACAAUUUCAUUUGUUGAAUUCAUGUAAAAAAGGAUACAUAGUUUAUCGAGAUACAUCAUAUGAUGCAACGUAUCGUUUAUUAUAUGGUGUUAGAUUAUCAUGCAAUAAAUCGUCUGAUUGCUCACAAGUUAUUCAGGGUUUUCGUUAUCGAAUAUUUGCACCAUUCAUUCUACAAUAUCGUGGUACAUUGAAAGGACACUCAGGUCUUGUUCCAUGUGCACUGACCUCUGGAUGUACCACCAAUAGUGAUGAAGAUUGUAUAGUUGCCAGUGCAUCUGGUCGAACUGUGUGUGAUGUCGGUUGUGAUAUUCGUCUUUGGAGUAUACCUUCGAAAAGGAAACUAUUGAAUUAUCAACCAAAUCAACAUUUUGGACCGAUCACAUGUUUGGGCCAAUUAAAAAUUACAGAUCACUACAGCAUCUGUAUAUCAGGUUGUAUGGAUGGGAGUGUAAUGUUUUGGUCAGUUAAGAAUUCCGAGCCGUUGGAUCUUAAACAUGUGUCAGUUGCAGACUUAACAAAUAACAAGUCUGUACAAUGGAAACCGUUAUUACAUGGAUUUUGUUCAGCGUUACGACCAAAGUAUGCAAUAUCCGAUAUUGCUACGCAAACGUAUGUGAUGGAUGAAUCGAAACGAACAGUGCAAUAUUUGAUUUAUAUUGCUUACGGUGAAAACUUAUGGAGAAUGCGAAUUAUAUUGGAUCAGUCAAAUAUGUCUAUGAAUGAUGUACAAAAUACUUUUGAACGAUUGUUUUCUAUGAAUGAGAAAACAGAACUCCCUUUUGUAGAAUUAGAUGUAUUCUGGUCAUCUGAAUUAGAUAUUCCUUGUUCUGAUAUUGUUAGCUUCACUGCAAGUCAUCCUAUUGUAAAAAUAUCUCCACGUUAUGCUAAACCUAAUGAAUUAGAACAAUGUGAAGUUAUUGCUGUCCUCGUCAAUGGUGAUGUAAUUGUUUUGACGAGUAAUGAACAUGAAAAGUUUUCAUUUGAUCAAUGUAUUGUAGAAAAUGGUUUAUGGUGCUCAUCUAUAGGUACGAAUGUUGUUGGAGUUUUCACCACACGUUCAGGCAUGGCUUUUAUAUGUAGACACACUGAUGAAAGUCGUACAUUUCACCGUAUUUCUGGAUACAUGGGAUCAUGUGAAAAAGAAAUGUGGAUAAAUACAUUGAGUGUUUUAUCUACCGUACAAGCAGAAGGCAGUCAUUUAUUGUAUUUGGCUGAAUGUCAUCUUAUCAAUUGUUGGAGAAUUCUCAUUUGUAAUGAAAAUGGUGAUUUGGUGACAGAUUUUACACUUGAUAAUUCAUCAAUAAAAGUUACUGGAUAUUGUGCGAAGUUACUAUCACCAACUGAAGACAAUAGUUCAACAUUGAUCUAUCUUAUAAUUGCAACAUCAGAUAAUAUUUUACGUGUUCUAGGGUGUGCAAUAAACAAUCCAAUCACAGUGGUGAAUUCAAAACAGUGGAAACAGGUUGCAAUGUAUCCAGUUGAGACAGAAAUCACUCAACUUUAUACUCUUGAUGGUGAUAGUCAAUUGAAAAUUCUUGCCGGUGAUAGACAAGGACAAAUUCAUUGUUUUACAUUAUUGUGAUAUGUACACCUACAUGCAGAUAGAGUCUGUAUGUUGUAAAACUGUAUUAUUUCUUUUGGAUAAAAAUAUUUUCCUGUUAAUUUUGCUUUUUAUAUUUUAACAUCGAGCUAACUUCUUUCUUUCACAAUUAUUUCCUUAAUAAUAUGUGCAAAUGAAUAAUCAUGAGAUGGGAUUGUCUAAUGUCAUUUAUGGUGAUCAUUUAUUAUUAUAACCAGAUUGAAAACAUGUUAACCUGUUCUUUUAAAAUGUAUUUAUUUCAUAAAAUGUUUUGUUCAUUGAGUAGUGGGUAGUGAAUUUCAAUCAGUCGAUAUGUUUCUUAACCUAUUUCGUUUAAGUGAUCGUUGGAUUAUGAUGGAGUGCAUUCUAAUCUUUUAGAAUUUCAAAAGAUAGACAAAUAGAACUGAAAGAUCUGUAUUGCACAUAAACUCGAUAUUCUAAUC